AUGGCAUUAAUGGAGAACAACUCAGAGGUAAAGGAAUUCAUCCUUGUGGGAUUAACAGAUGUUCCCAAGCUUCAGAUCCCCCUCUCCAUAAUGUUCACCAUCAUCUAUCUCAUAACCCUAGUGGGGAACCUAGGCAUGGUAAUCUUGAUCUCCUGGGAUUCCCAUCUCCACACACCCAUGUAUUUUUUCCUCAGUAACCUCUCUCUGGUGGAUUUUGGCUACUCUUCAGCUAUUACUCCUAAAGUGGUGGCUGGGUUCCUCAAAGGGGACAAAAUUAUCUCCUACAAUGGAUGUGCUGCACAAAUGUUUUUCUUUGCAGCCUUUGCCACUAUUGAAAGUUAUCUCUUGGCUGCUAUGGCCUAUGAUCGUCAUGCAGCUGUGUGUAAUCCUCUGCAUUACACCACCACUAUGACACCUAAUGUGUGUCUGGGUCUGGCCAUUGGUUCCUAUGUCUGUGGCUUCCUGCAGUCUUGUAUCCACACUGGAUGUACCUUCAGACUGUCCUUCUGUAGCUCCAAUGUGGUACAUCAUUUUUUCUGUGACAUUCCUGCACUCCUGGCUCUCUCUUGCUCUGAUAUACACACCAAUGAAAUGGUCCUCCUCAUACUUGCAGGAGUCAAUGUAUUUUUUGCCCUCUUGGUUAUCUUAACUUCCUAUUUGUUUAUUUUCAUUGCUAUCCUAAGAAUCCGCUCCUCUGAAGGCCGACAGAAAGCAUUCUCCACCUGUGUUUCCCAUCUCUCUGCAGUUUCCAUAUUCUAUGGGACAAUCAUCUUCAUGUACCUACAGCCCAGCUCCAGCCAUUCCAUGGACACAGACAAAAUGGCAUCUGUUUUCUACACCAUGGUAAUUCCUAUGCUAAACCCUCUGGUCUAUAGCCUGAGGAACAAAGACGUCAAGAAUGCUUUCUGGAAAGCUAUUAGAUGGUAA
Molecule: messenger RNA, 927 nt
Organism: Gracilinanus agilis (Agile Gracile Mouse Opossum)
Lineage: Eukaryota; Metazoa; Chordata; Mammalia; Didelphimorphia; Didelphidae
Product: olfactory receptor 5B2-like
Exons: 1
Coding region: 1-927 (308 amino acids)
Biological process (GO): G protein-coupled receptor signaling pathway; sensory perception of smell
Cellular component (GO): membrane
Molecular function (GO): olfactory receptor activity; G protein-coupled receptor activity; odorant binding
Source: RefSeq, a predicted model, not a curated record